Molecule: messenger RNA, 777 nt
Organism: Arachis ipaensis
Lineage: Eukaryota; Viridiplantae; Streptophyta; Magnoliopsida; Fabales; Fabaceae
Molecular function (GO): catalytic activity
Source: RefSeq, a predicted model, not a curated record
AUGAUUAUCAAUUCAUGGAAUAUUAGGGGGUUAAGGGGUGACGGGAAGCUGAGAAUGGUAAAAGAACUCAAGAGGAAACAUAGGUUGGAUAUGUUAGGCUUGGUAGAGACUAAAAGACAGUUAGUGACAAGAUUUGAUGUAUCAAAAAUAUGGGGGAGUGGAAGCGCGGGAUGGGAAUAUGUAGAGUCUGAUGGUGCCUCCGGUGGCCUGUUAUUGAUAUGGGAUGAUGCUUUCUUUAAAAUUCAAAAUUGCUAUAAAGGUGAGCGAUGGUUCUGUGUUGAAGGGGUACUGGCAGAGAAGUCUGUUAACUGUGCAUUCUUCUUGGUUUAUGGGGCUCACACGAGAGAUGAGAAAUGUUUUGUGUGGGAGGAGCUGAGUUACAUGGCUGGUUUAUGUCCAGGCGCUUGUUGUUUUAUGGGGGAUUUUAAUGAGAUUGGACAAGUGGAAGAAAGGCGAGGUCUAGAAAGCUUACCUCCAUCGGCACAAGACUAUAACGAUUGGGUACAUGACAUGGGUCUGGUGGACUUGCCAAUUUCAGAUCGUAAGUUUACAUGGUUCAGAGGACAGUCAUGUAGCCGCAUUGACAGAGCUCUGGUUAGUUUGGAAUGGAUGGAGGCAUUUCCGGAGACUCGUUUGAGAGGUGGGUUACGGGGGUUGUCAGACCACUGUCCCAUCUUAGUGGAAGAGAAGAGACUAAGAGUUGGACCGAGGCCGUUCCGAAGUCUGGAUUCGUGGUUUACUCAUGAAGGGUUUCUAAGGAUGGUUAAGGAGGAAUAG